Messenger RNA from Ambispora gerdemannii, 556 nucleotides. The record is from the annotation of a GenBank genome assembly. NCBI's taxonomy places the organism in Eukaryota, Fungi, Glomeromycota, Glomeromycetes, Archaeosporales, Ambisporaceae.
AUAAAGACUUUUUUAUAGUCUGGCAAGGAGCCUUAAAGGACGCUAAUAAUAAGUUUCCUGCUUACUUCUGGGAAUGCCCACCGGUUUCCCGCCAAACUAUUAACAAGCCCUUUGAGUUUGUAAUAACUAAAUCGGAAGACUUAAAUAAUAUUAGCCAAGAUUACACUAAUUUUGUAGACUAUUUAGCAAAAGGCUUUAAUAAAAAUAUCGCUCAUAGUUUUCCCAACAAAAAUAAAGACGCCAUUUUAAUCAUUCCUGGUCUGAAAGUUGGUAGUAAUAAACUUCAACUUGAUUACAAAAAUAUUAGUCAGUUUACCAAGAACGCUCCCCAGGAACAGCAACAGGCACUUUGGCAAGAAGUAGCGAAUAAAUUAGCCGAGGAAAUUAACAGCGGGGAAUAUAAAGAAGAAAAUAGCCCUAAUUUUCCAAAUAAUCCUAAUCCAAACGAACCUCACCAAGAUAAUCCGCCACCACCCCAAAAUCCCCCCGGAGACAGACCCGAUAAUAACAAAAGUCCUAAUCCCAGUGAAGGGAGUACCAGCUCUCCGAAAAAUUG